This is a messenger RNA of Corvus hawaiiensis (hawaiian crow), 2441 nucleotides long. RefSeq names its product ciliary associated calcium binding coiled-coil 1 (gene CABCOCO1). The coding region runs from base 903 to 1631 and encodes 242 amino acids. NCBI's taxonomy places the organism in Eukaryota, Metazoa, Chordata, Aves, Passeriformes, Corvidae. The transcript is spliced from 14 exons. The record is from RefSeq and is a predicted model, not a curated record.
UGGUGAAGUUGCUCUGUUCUUGCUGACAUUUGUUGAAAGCCAUAUGCUGCACAUAAACCAAGAAGACAGCAAAGCCUUGCUACAAAAACACAUUACACAUCAGAGAGGUUCCCUCCAUGUGCCAUCUGUUUCCUUGCAAUUGGGAAUGGUAGAAUAAUUUUCUGAAGAAUGGCUGACAAGAUGUGGCAGGGGAACAGUAAUCCAUAAGAAUGAGAUUUCUCAUUAAAGUCACUCAGCUCAUCUGUGAUACAGCAAGCUCUUGAUUUACACUGGUCACCUCUGGAGCAGAGAGGACAGUGACUGCUUUUCCAGGUUGAUAACAUAUCUGAAGCAUUGUUUGGGACAGCAGAUAUUUAUGAGAAAGCUGAUUGGAAUAGAAAUGUUUAGCAUCUUUUGCGGUCAGCAGCAUGGAGACAUUAAUGAACAAAACAAAGUAAAUGUUCUGCUCAGCGCUCCCAGUGCAUUCAAGGAACCUUGAGAGGUUAGGCUGAGAGAGGAUCCUUGGAGUCCCAGCUUGGCUUACUCAAGGUACUAUGCAGCAUUAAAGGAACCCCUCUCAGAGCUAUGCCCCGAUUCUGGGAGUGAAUGAGUUCAGCUGGAAUUAAUUGAUCUUCACCUGCGUGGAACUAGCUGCAGAACUGCAUGUUCAUGUGAAGAUUUUCUGCUUAGAGGCAACAAUUGUGCCGGUUUCUCACACAGAGAAAAGGGGAAGGGAAGAUCUCUAACAUAUGCUCUACAAGGUGAAUUUGCCAUGUUGAUGAUGACUUGUACAAAAUCAUCCUGCUGGCAAGAGGCAGAGCCAGUAUCGUUCUAUACAGGAGCAGUUCCAUGUCAUGUAGUGCACACGUGAGCUGACGCUGCAGCAGCAGUCCUGGGAGAAGCUGCCACUUUGGUUCCAAAGUAUGGGUGCAGAAGAAGUCCGAGAUCAGGAAGAAGACCAUGAUCAGGAUGACGCAGGUGGAAAGGAGAUUAUUAGUAGGGCAUUUUUUUCUCUUUCCCAAAUUACUGCCUUGUCAGAAGAAAAUCUGGAAGGAGUUGAAAAAAAGAUGGAAGAAUUUCUGAAUCUUACACAACUAAAGACAUCUUUGAAAGAAGCUAUUUUACUAGAUUAUUAUACUGCAGGAUUUUGGUGGGCUAAAGAAAUGAACUUCAGUCUUAUCCAGCUCUCAGGAUUCAUGGAUCUAUUAAAUUUCGCCUUGGAGAACCUCAGCGACAAACAUAUGACCUUGGGAAAUAAUUUAAAAGAACUUGAAAGAGCAAUGUCUGGAAUAGGCAAAACUGAUUCAGAAGAAAGAGGUGACCUGAAUUUGUUCAGCAUUGAGCAAGCCAAAGCAAUCAUUGAUUAUUUGGUUAUCAGCUUAUUUAAACACUAUAAAGAAUAUGAAUACCUCUUCCAUGGUCGUAGAGAAGAACCUGUGAUAAGUAAUGAGGAUGAGAUUGAACUUGACCAACCUGCAGUUUCCCCCUCAGCUUCAGCAAGAGAAUUUCAGGAGUCUGACCAGGGGGGUUACCUGCAAGAGCCCUGUCCAGAGGCAGCGUCUUCCGAGGCAGAUGCUGUGGCUGAAGAUGAGAAGUCUGCAGUAUGUGAAAUCCCAAAUGAAAUUACUGGCAACCUUGAGGCAGACAAAUGAAAAGCUGCAAAUGCAGGAAGAAGCUUAGACUUGGAGAACAGAAAAAUUGAAAACUCCUAAAUAGCCAGAUAAGAAAGGUGAUGCUGGAUUUUGCAGGAGUUGGGCAGUAGGGGAUGGCACACACAGAGUCUGGCUCGCUGCCUGAACAAAAUUAUUUCUGUAUAGAGGAAAAUGGUUCUGUUAACAUUUACCUAGAAGUACUUCAUCCCAGUCCCUCAAAUUUACGGUGUUCUGCCAGCGUUGUUGUUUAGUUUAGACUUAAGUUGAAGAUUAUAAACAGAAGGACACAUAAUUAAAACAUGGUGACAUUCAGUUUAUUUCUGAAUAGAAAUUCUAGCUUAAAAAAAAAAAAGCUGCAGUUUCAUUCUCCCAGUUGUGAAAUAUUUAACAGUUUCUGCUUUACACCUAUAUUUUUUUUCAGGAAAGGUUGCUACAAGGAGAAUACGUAGAGAGAAAACAUCAUUUUGAGGCACUGCAGAUAUAAUAAGGAGAGAAUUUAAUUAACAUGUAAUUAUGGACUUUUCACUGUAGCUGUUCAUUAAUAAUAUGUAUGUUAUUUUGUUUUAAUUUGCUUCCUAAGCUUUAAAAAAAAUUUAAUAGCUUACACUUCUUUCUUUCCACCAUAUUAAAAUUGCAUAACUGAAGAGUUUGCACUCCAGUAUUCCCAAGAAGAGUUCCUUUAGACUUCAGUGGAAUUUUUUCUGGAAUGCAUGUAUCCUUUCAUCUGAGAAUGUUUCCAUAUUUUGUCAGACAUUAUAGAAAUGUUUCAUGCUCAAAAGGAAUCCAACCAAAUAAAUGACCUCAGAAGAA